AUGGCAUUGCCCAAGCUCUUCAUUACCCUUCUCAUUAUUGCAGCUCUCUUCAUCUCCCAAAUACAAGUCCAAGCAGCCCCCACCAACUCAAACCUCUUCAGAGAAUAUAUAGGAGCUGAGUUCAACAAUGUCAAAUUUACCGAUGUUCCUAUUAGUCCAAAUGUUGAAUUCCACUUCAUUCUCUCCUUUGCUCUAGACUAUGACACCUCAGAUAAUCCCUCUCCUACCAAUGGAAAUUUCAACAUCUUCUGGGACUCUGAUAAUCUUAGUCCUUCCCAAGUUUCUUCCUUCAAGAAUGCCCAUUCAAAUGUCAAGGUGGCCUUAAGCUUGGGAGGGGAUAGUGUGGCAAAUGGCAAUGCUUACUUCAGCCCAUCCUCAGUGGAUUCAUGGGUUUCUAAUGCUGUUUCUUCACUCACAAGGAUCAUAAAGCAGUAUCAUUUGGAUCGAAUUGAUAUUGACUAUGAGCACUUCCAAGCUGAUCCUAAUACCUUUGCAGAGUGCAAUGGCAGGCUUAUAACAACUUUGAAGAAGAAUAAGGUAAUCUCAUUUGCUUCUAUAGCUCCAUUCGAUGAUGAUCAAGUUCAGAAUCAUUACUUGGCACUGUGGAGCAAAUAUGGACAACAAAUUGACUAUGUCAACUUUCAGUUCUAUGCAUACGAUGAGGGUACCACUGUGUCUCAAUUUCUUAACUACUUCAAAACCCAAAGCUCUAAAUAUAAUGGCGGUAAGGUGUUAACAAGCUUUUGUACCGAUAACAGUGGUGGGUUAAAACCAGGAAAUGACUUCUUUACUGCCUGCAGUAGGCUCAAGAGUGUGCAGCAACUUCAUGGCAUCUUUAUUUGGUCAGCAGAUGACUCCAAGGGUGAUGGUUUCCCCUAUGAGAAGCAAUCGCCAGCACUUUUGGCAGCUGGCCACUAG
Molecule: messenger RNA, 918 nt
Organism: Quercus robur (English oak)
Lineage: Eukaryota; Viridiplantae; Streptophyta; Magnoliopsida; Fagales; Fagaceae
Product: chitinase 2-like
Exons: 2
Coding region: 1-918 (305 amino acids)
Biological process (GO): carbohydrate metabolic process
Source: RefSeq, a predicted model, not a curated record